ACAAAGCGCCGGGUCACGUGGGCGGGCCGGUGCGCUUUGUGACGCAGAUGGCCCCGCCCCGGGCCCGCCUAUCCGCGCACGCCCAAGCCCCGCCUCGCGUGCGCCGCCCGUGCAGUCCCUGCUUAAGAGACCCCGGAGUGGGGGCGCUCGCCCGAAGCCAGGCCGCGUCCGCCAUAGUGCCUGGCGCGGAGGUGUCGUCGGCGCAGGGUGCGGGCCGGAGAGCGGCCGGGGUGGGGGGGCAGAACAAAAAAAAAAUAAUAAAGAGGGAAUCCAGCGAAGCCCUCGCCGUCGCCCGACCGUUUCCGGGCUUCCCGACGCGGUCGUGGGCUCAGAGGCGACAGGAGCGGGAGCAGCGCGAGGAGCAGCAAGAGGAAGAGUCGGGCAGCCUCGGUGGUGUUCCCGGGGCCAACGAAGCCUCCUUCCGGGGCCCGGGGUGGUGAGGAAGGGCCUCGCGGCCUAGCUGGGCCCCGCACCGGCUUUGUGUCAGGCGGCGGCGGGGGGGAGGCGGAGCCGAACCGGGCGGCCGCUGGAAGGCCUCUCCUCCGCCGACCGCGCGAUCUCGGCCUAGGCCGCGGGCCGCUCGUGGCCUCCGGGGAGCAGGCGCCAGGGUGUGUGUGCGGUGGGGGCCUGGGCCUGGGGACGCCGACGCCGGUCGUCCGGAAGCCGGGAGGAGGCGAAAGGCCGCUCGUGGACUCCGGGCCUAGGCCCUCUCCCCGCAACCUUCUCCCGGGGCCUGGGUCACCCCCAUCCACGGAGAGAGACUAGCCGGGAGGUGCGGCCGCUAUGGACCCCUGACCCCGCGGGGUCAUUCGGACUCUAACGUGUGGACUGACCGCUACUGACUGCACCGCCUGCCCCCGUCUCCUGCCGGCCCUUAGCAUGAGCGAGUGGGACCCAGCCGGGUGACAUUGUGCCGGUUGGCGGAUCCUCGAUUGCCCCUUUCCUGUCCUGCUCCUCCCUCAUGAAGCGAUUCUGAGUACGGGGGGGUUCCGGAUUAUUGUUCUCACGAACCCCCGCUUGUGGUUGGGGGGGUAUUUAAUCUGAGGCCUUAGGGUCCUUCGUUGUCUUUUGAGUGUUUUGUGUGUGUACAUAUUUUGCUCUUAAGUUUAUAAAUAUACAUAUAUUGAGAGUGUCCACGUCUCCUCGCUGAACCUUAGGAAUCCUUUGCCACAAUGUCCUGUGUGCACUAUAAAUUUUCCUCUAAACUCAACUACGACACCGUCACCUUUGAUGGGCUCCAUAUCUCCCUCUGCGACUUAAAGAAGCAGAUUAUGGGGAGAGAAAAGCUGAAAGCUGCCGAUAGCGAUCUGCAGAUCACCAACGCACAGACGAAAGAAGAAUAUACUGAUGAUAAUGCACUAAUUCCUAAAAAUUCAUCUGUAAUUGUCAGAAGAAUUCCUAUUGGAGGUGUUAAGUCUACAAGCAAGACAUAUGUUAUAAGUCGAACUGAACCAGUGAUGGGAACUACAAAAGCAAUUGAUGACUCUUCUGCAUCUAUUUCUCUGGCCCAGCUUACAAAGACUGCCAAUCUGGCUGAAGCCAAUGCUUCUGAGGAAGACAAAAUUAAAGCAAUGAUGUCGCAAUCUGGCCAUGAAUACGACCCAAUCAAUUACAUGAAGAAAACUCUAGUAGGUCCGCCACCUCCAUCCUAUACCUGCUUUCGUUGUGGUAAACCUGGUCAUUAUAUUAAGAAUUGCCCAACAAAUGGGGAUAAGAACUUUGAAUCUGGUCCUAGGAUCAAAAAGAGCACUGGAAUUCCUAGAAGUUUUAUGAUGGAAGUGAAAGAUCCUAACAUGAAAGGUGCAAUGCUUACGAACACUGGAAAAUAUGCAAUACCAACUAUAGAUGCAGAGGCCUAUGCAAUUGGGAAGAAAGAGAAACCACCCUUCUUACCAGAGGAACCAUCAUCAUCUUCAGAAGAAGAUGAUCCUAUCCCAGACGAGCUCUUGUGCCUCAUCUGCAAAGACAUUAUGACUGAUGCCGUUGUCAUUCCCUGCUGUGGAAACAGUUACUGUGAUGAAUGUAUAAGAACAGCACUCCUGGAGUCAGAUGAACAUACAUGUCCAACAUGUCAUCAGAAUGAUGUUUCUCCUGAUGCUUUAAUUGCCAACAAGUUUUUACGACAGGCUGUUAAUAACUUUAAAAAUGAAACUGGCUAUACAAAAAGACUACGAAAACAGUUACCUCCACCCCCACCCCCAAUACCAGCACCAAGACCACUCAUUCAGCGGAACCUGCAGCCUCUGAUGAGAUCUCCCAUAUCAAGACAGCAGGAUCCUCUGAUGAUUCCAGUGACAUCUUCCUCAGCUCACCCAACUCCAUCUAUAUCUUCAUUAACUUCAAAUCCAUCUUCUUUGGCCCCUUCUGUGCCUGGAAAUCCAUCUUCUGCCCCAGCUCCAGUACCUGAUAUAACUGCAACAGUAUCUAUAUCAGUCCAUUCAGAAAAAUCAGAUGGACCCUUUCGGGAUUCUGAUAAUAAAUUAUUACCAGCUGCCGCCCUUGCAUCGGAACAUUCAAAGGGAGCCUCAUCAAUUGCUAUUACUGCUCUUAUGGAAGAAAAGGGUUACCAGGUGCCAGUCCUUGGAACUCCAUCUUUAUUGGGACAGUCAUUAUUACAUGGACAGUUGAUCCCUACAACUGGUCCAGUAAGAAUAAAUGCUGCUCGUCCAGGUGGUGGCCGACCAGGUUGGGAACAUUCCAACAAGCUUGGGUACCUAGUUUCUCCACCACAGCAAAUUAGAAGAGGAGAAAGAAGCUGUUACAGAAGUAUAAACCGUGGGCGACACCACAGCGAACGAUCACAGAGGACUCAAGGCCCAUCACUACCAGCAACUCCAGUCUUUGUGCCUGUUCCACCACCUCCUUUGUAUCCGCCUCCUCCCCAUACACUUCCUCUUCCUCCAGGUGUACCUCCCCCACAGUUUUCUCCUCAGUUUCCUCCUGGCCAGCCUCCACCAGCAGGAUAUAGUGUCCCUCCUCCAGGGUUUCCACCAGCUCCUGCCAAUAUAUCAACACCUUGGGUAUCGUCAGGAGUGCAGACUGCCCAUUCAAAUACCAUCCCUACAACACAAGCACCUCCUUUGUCCAGGGAAGAGUUCUAUAGAGAGCAACGACGACUAAAGGAAGAGUCUAAAUCUCCCUAUAGUGGGUCAUCGUAUUCAAGAAGUUCAUACACUUACUCAAAGUCAAGGUCUGGCUCAACACGUUCACGCUCUUACUCUCGGUCCUUCAGCCGCUCACACUCUCGCUCCUAUUCACGAUCGCCCCCAUACCCCAGGAGAGGCAGAGGCAAGAGCCGCAAUUACCGUUCACGGUCCAGGUCUCAUGGAUACCACCGAUCUAGGUCAAGGUCACCUCCCUAUAGACGAUACCACUCACGGUCGAGAUCUCCUCAAGCAUUUAGGGGACAGUCUCCCACUAAACGCAAUGUACCUCAAGGAGAAACAGAGCGUGAGUAUUUUAAUAGAUACCGAGAAGUUCCACCCCCUUAUGACAUCAAAGCCUAUUAUGGGCGGAGUGUCGACUUUAGAGACCCAUUUGAGAAAGAACGCUACCGGGAAUGGGAGAGGAAAUACCGAGAGUGGUAUGAGAAGUACUACAAAGGGUACGCAGUGGGAGCGCAGCCUAGACCCUCGGCCAACAGAGAAGACUUUUCUCCAGAGAGACUCUUACCCCUUAAUAUCAGAAAUUCACCCUUCACAAGAGGACGCAGAGAAGACUACGCUGCUGGACAAAGUCAUAGAAAUAGAAAUCUAGGUGGCAACUAUCCAGAAAAGCUUUCAACAAGAGACAGUCACAAUCCAAAAGAUAAUCCAAAAUCGAAAGAGAAGGAGAGUGAGACUGUUCCAGGAGAUGGCAAAGGAAACAAGCAUAAGAAGCACAGGAAACGAAGAAAGGGGGAAGAGAGUGAGAGCUUCCUGAACCCAGAGCUACUGGAGACUUCUAGGAAACCCAGGGAAUCAUCAGGGAUUGAUGAGACUAAGGCAGAUACACUGUUCGUUCUCCCGAGCAGAGACGAUGCUACACCUGUUAGGGAUGAGCCAAUGGAUGCAGAAUCGAUCACUUUCAAGUCAGUGUCUGAAAAAGACAAGAGAGAAAAGGAUAAGCCAAAAGUAAAAAGUGACAAGACCAAACGGAAAAGUGACGGGUCUGCUACAGCCAAGAAAGACAAUGUUUUAAAACCUUCUAAAGGAGCCCAAGAAAAGGUAGACGGAGACCGUGAAAAAUCUCCCCGGUCUGAACCUCCACUCAAAAAAGCCAAAGAGGAGGCUACAAAGAUUGACUCAGUAAAACCUUCCUCAUCUCAGAAAGAUGAGAAGGUCACUGGAACCCCUAGGAAAGCCCACUCUAAAUCUGCAAAAGAACACCAGGACACCAAGCCAGUCAAGGAGGAGAAGGUGAAAAAGGACUGUUCCAAAGACAUCAAGUCAGAAAAGCCAGCCAGUAAGGACGAGAAGGCCAAGAAGCCUGAGAAAAAUAAACUACUUGAUAGCAAGGGAGAGAAACGGAAGAGAAAAACUGAAGAAAAGAGUGUAGAUAAAGAUUUUGAGUCUUCAGUGAAAAUCUCUAAAGUAGAAGGAGCAGAAAUAGUGAAACCAUCACCAAAGCGGAAAAUGGAAGGUGAUGUUGAAAAGCUGGAAAGGACCCCAGAAAAAGACAAGAUUGCAUCAUCAACUACCCCAGCUAAAAAAAUCAAACUCAACAGAGAAACUGGAAAAAAAAUUGGAAAUGCAGAAAACACAUCUACUACAAAAGAACCCUCUGAAAAAUUGGAGUCAUCAUCUAGCAAAAUCAAACAGGAAAAAGUCAAGGGAAAGGCCAAACGAAAAGUAGCUGGGACUGAAGGCUCCAGCUCCACGCUUGUGGACUAUACCAGUACAAGCUCAACUGGAGGCAGUCCUGUGAGAAAAUCUGAAGAAAAGACAGAUACAAAGAGAACAGUCAUUAAAACUAUGGAGGAAUAUAAUAAUGAUAAUACAGCUCCUGCUGAAGAUGUUAUAAUUAUGAUUCAGGUUCCUCAGUCCAAAUGGGAUAAAGAUGACUUUGAAUCUGAAGAAGAAGAUGUUAAAGCCACACAGCCUAUACAGAGUGUAGGGAAACCAUCUAGUAUUAUAAAAAAUGUUACUACUAAGCCAUCAGCUACAGUUAAGUACACUGAGAAAGAAAGUGAGCAGUCUGAGAAAAUUCAGAAGCUUACCAAGGAGGUGAGCCAUGAGCUGAUGCAGCAUGAGCUCAGGGGCUCAAAGGGCUCUGCGUCCAGUGAGAAGGGGAGAGCCAAAGACCGGGAUCACUCAGGGUCAGAGAAGGACAACCCUGACAAGAGGAAGAGCAAUGCCCAGCCAGACAAGGAGAGCACUGUGGACCGCCUGAGUGAACAAGGACAUUUUAAGAAUCUCUCUCAAUCUUCCAAAGAGACCAGGACUUCAGAGAAGCAUGAGUCUGUUCGUGGUUCCUCAAAUAAAGACUUCACUCCUGGUAGAGACAAGAAAAUGGACUAUGACAGCAGAGAUUAUUCCAGUUCCAAACGAAGAGACGAGAGAAGUGAAUUAGCAAGAAGAAAAGACUCUCCUCCUCGGAGUAAAGAUUCUUUAUCUGGACAGAAAAGUAAGCUGAGGGAGGAGAGAGAUUUACCUAAAAAGGGGGCAGAGUUGAAAAAAAGUAAUUCUAGCCCCCCAAGAGACAAAAAGCCUCAUGAUCAUAAAGCCUCCUACGAAACUAAACGCCCAUGUGAAGAGACAAAGUCUGUAGAUAAAAACUCUGGGAAGGAACGGGAGAAGCAUGUUGCUGAAGCUAGAAACGGGAAAGAGUCCAGUAUCAGCAAAUUGCCAUAUAUACCUAAUGCACCAGACCCUCCCAUUGAGAAGGAGCCGGUUCCUGGGCAGAUUGAGAAGAACACCAUCAAGCCAAAACCCCAGUCAAGUCAUUCCUCUAGGCUUUCCUCUGAUCUAACUAGAGAGACUGAUGAGGCUGCCUUUGAACCAGACUAUAACGAGAGUGACAGUGAGAGUAAUGUGUCUGUGAAGGAAGACGCUGUUGCCAGUAUCUCCAAGGACUUGAAAGAGAAAACAACAGAGAAAGCAAAAGAGAGCUUGAAUGUAACAGCAGCCAGCCAGCCAGCUGCAGACAGGAGCCAGAGCCAAAGUAGCCCCAGUGUUAGUCCAAGUAGAAGUCAUAGCCCUUCUGGUAGCCAGACCCGAAGCCACAGCAGCAGUGCCAGCUCAGCAGGAAGCCAAGACAGCAAAAAGAAGAAGAAAAAGAAAGACAAAAAAAAGCACAAGAAGCAUAAAAAGCACAAGAAGCAUAAGAAGCACGCAGGCGCGGAUGGCGAGGUGGAGAAGAGCCAGAAACACAAACACAAGAAGAAGAAGGCGAAAAAGAACAAAGAUAAGGAGAAGGAGAAAGAUGACCAAAAAGUGAAAUCUGUCACUGUGUGAAGGACGGAUGUUUUAAUUGACUUAAUGACUAAGUCAUCUGUAUUAAAUUCUGUUAUAAUGUAAAGAGAUUCCAGCCUUGUAAAUAAGGAAUGGAAGACCCUGUGCUGCACUUAAAAGUAUUUGCUGCUUGAUUAUUUCAUUUUUACAUCAGAGCUUUAUAACGAACUUUUGUACAGAAUUGUGAGUUGUGACCAUGGAACAUGAGAGGUUUUGCUAGGGCCUAUUAUUUUUAACCACCAUUAAUUAGUUGGGGUGGAGUUUACUGUACUGUGAAAUUUUCACAUUUGAAUUUUUUUAAUUGCCUGGCAAAUGCUGAUAUCAGUUCAAAAAUAUCAGCAGAAUGAUUUGCUGAACUCAUUACAGCCCCGUUAUGUCACUUUUUGAUUACAAUAAAAGUUUUCAGUAAACUUUUCA
This is a messenger RNA of Arvicanthis niloticus (Nile rat), 6848 nucleotides long. It is a transcript of the gene Rbbp6, whose product is annotated as RB binding protein 6, ubiquitin ligase. Gene Ontology annotation, molecular function: nucleic acid binding; zinc ion binding; ubiquitin protein ligase activity. Lineage: Eukaryota; Metazoa; Chordata; Mammalia; Rodentia; Muridae. Gene Ontology annotation, biological process: protein ubiquitination; ubiquitin-dependent protein catabolic process; mRNA processing. Gene Ontology annotation, cellular component: nucleus. The record is from RefSeq and is a predicted model, not a curated record.